UUGUCCGAGCGGUUAGGUAAAUUGCUGCCUACGUCUCCCUCUGGAAUCUACAGUAGCAUUUCAUAUUAUCUCUAUUAACACCUGCCGUCGGUGUUUUUAGUCUCGGUAUUUUGAUAUUUAAUUUCCAGUAUACACGACACAAUGGCGAAGACUGCUGUGUGCCCUCCGGGUAUUAUGAACAAGAUCGGUGUGCCACUUGACCGCAUCCACCCAGUGGCUAUUGUCGUCGGUGACCCUAAAUGGCUUGAGAUGUUGGCAUCUCUAGCUACGCGUCAAGAGUUUUUCGCUCGUUACAAGUCACUUUCUUCCAUGGAGCUUGAGUUCAACGGGCAGACCUUCUUUGCUCUUAGUUUUGGUUUCGGUGCUACUAAUUUGCACCGUCUAUUGACUGAGCUUGCUGUAUUUGGUGUGAAAUGCGUAAUUCUUAUUACUAACACCUUCUCUUUGUUACCUGGUCGUGUUCCUGCCAAUGCUCUUUGCAUUACGUAUGCCGCUUGCCGUGGCGACUAUGCUUCUACUAUAGAAGUCGACUUGGCAUACCCAGCUAUCGCUCAUCCCGAUGCCACUCGUGCUUUACGCAAGGCUGCUGAGGAACUGAAGCUUGAUUACCAUUUAACUAGGACCUUGACUAAUGACUAUGCCUACAACUCGAAGCUCGGGCGCCCCAAUGCUCUUCGUGAUGAAAUUCGCAAGACGGACGUUGAGUUGGAGGAUCGUGACAUUGCAUGUUUCUUUGUGUUCUCUAGCUACCGCGGUAUGGUUUGUGGCGCCAUCUCUUGCAACGAGACUGAGCCUAACACAUUUGACCCUAACACUGCUGCUCCCAUCGAGAGUGACGAGGCCAUUGAGGGCAGGAAGCAGGCUAUGAAGGUCGCUCUAUUGGCUGCUUCCAAGUUGUGCGUGGAGCAUGCCUUCACAGACUAAGCGGUCAUGGCCACUAUAUCUAUCUCUAGUGCAAAAUCAUGUCGUUUGCAUAAGACAAAUGAUACCCAAAACUCUGCUUAAAUGCUGCUGAGUUCCAUGUUGUGCAAUG
Molecule: messenger RNA, 1033 nt
Organism: Babesia bovis T2Bo
Lineage: Eukaryota; Apicomplexa; Aconoidasida; Piroplasmida; Babesiidae
Product: Phosphorylase family protein
Exons: 1
Coding region: 142-924 (260 amino acids)
Biological process (GO): nucleoside metabolic process
Molecular function (GO): catalytic activity
Source: RefSeq, a predicted model, not a curated record